This is a messenger RNA of Metarhizium acridum CQMa 102, 2142 nucleotides long. The record is from RefSeq and is a predicted model, not a curated record. NCBI's taxonomy places the organism in Eukaryota, Fungi, Ascomycota, Sordariomycetes, Hypocreales, Clavicipitaceae.
AUGAGAUCAAGUGAGGUCGAAGAAGGAGCCCGCAAAGUUGACUCCCACCUGGAUAUCGAUGCGAAGAACUCAAAACACGCUACCUCAUUUUCCUCGCCAGGUGCAACUUCUACAUACAAACCUGUAGCUGAGAGCAGCAUUCGAAUGGAUGAUGUCGUGGACGUGGACACUGUUCGCCCGCCGCCUGCAUUCGACUUGCUUGUGGCAAUGAUCGAGGCCUUCAAACCAAUUGUGAACACCUCUCGGGUCUCUACAUCGGCCUUAAAGAAGCAUGCUUUGGCUCUAGAGGUCAGAACAUUAGUCACCAAGUCAUCAACAAAGCGUGAUCCUCCUACCAACACAACCUCAGUUUUGUCUUCUAAUAGUUUCCAAGCGGGCAGCUUAUCGUCAACGCCAUCACCGACAAGAUUUCAACAAACUGGCCCUUCAUCAAAAAAAGUUGGCGGUCCGCAGAGACGCGAACUUGAUCCUAAUAAUCCAGAGUCAGAAAUAGCUCUCUCCUUGCUAGAUCCUGUAUCCCGCCUGGUUGCGAAUAUUGCUCAAAUCGAUAUGGAACGUGCUGCAGCGUUGGCCGAUGCCAUGCUAGCUGUGCUUCCACUAGAGCCUGAGGCACUUUCCUGCGCUAUUUUGAACAUUACAGAGCAGGCAUCUGUUUCAGUGGAAGCUGUUAUCCCUUUCAUCCUUCCAGCCAUUGGAAAAGCCUGGGGUAACUGGGGAGAAGGGCAGAUUUCAAAGGAGAAUCCAGAAAACCUGAACGACAUAUUCAAAGACAUAAUUGCUCAAGGGUCAAUCGUCAUCAACCAAAUCACGACCGCUACGGCAUUGAUUCAAGCUCCAACCAUGCAGGAAGUUUUAAAGCAGGUCGCCAAUGUUGUAUAUGCAGUGGCAAAUCAUUUGGAUCAAAUUUUCUGCGCCAUUGGCCGAAAUGAUGAUAGUCUACAACUUGAUGCUCUUGUUCCAUGCGACUCAGCUACCAUCGAAUCUGCAUCAGUGAAUAUUUUGACGCCGAACCCAAUAUCUUUGACACUUGGCAGCUCUUCAUUGGCAACUGCAACAUGGAACAUCAUACCUAACGCAAACCCUGAAGCUUAUGACACGCUAUCUGAAAUACUGCCUGAACCCUAUUCAAUCUCGUCGGCUUCCAACCCAUAUAUCCUACAAACUGGGCGUUCGCAAUUUUCCGUCACAGACCAAAGUGUUACAUGUACAGCAGGGACAUCCUCAAGCUCACGCAUAACUUCCCCUGGUCCCUUACCUUGUCCGGCCUCGGCGGUUGUCUCGACGCCAGGAGUGAACCCUAAGCCAGGCCCUUGUCCAGAGACAGGAUAUCAGUGCAGAGAUUGUCUCAAUGGAUGGUUUUGUCCCCCGGUAGAAACACCCCCUCAAGUUGUGCCUUGUGGAUUGGGAUGGCCUUGUUUUCACUGCAAAGAUGGAUACUUCUGCUCCUCAACUGCCGCCUUGGAUCCUACUGCAUACAUCCCGGAUAGUUACAGUGUUCCAUUGCGUCCUGCAAGCACCGAGGUAGUGGAGACCAAUAGCCCGACAGCACCUUCAGCUCCUACACCCAGUCACGACUUUUGCGUCGCGGUUCCCGGCUGGACAUAUUUGGGAUGCUUCCAAGAUGCUAUUUCACGUACGCUUCUGGGAUCCAAGCCUGUAGACUAUUUGCGAGGUUCAAUGUCGAAUUAUACGUGUAUCAACCAUUGCGCAGCAAAUGGCUACUCCUUUGCUGGCACUGAGCAUGGCUUAGAGUGCUGGUGUGGUGUGUCUAUCCGAGACGAUGCCGUUCGAUUACCCGAGAGCUGUUGCAAUGUGACCUGUCAAGACUCGGGAAACGAGUUCUGCGGUGGAUCUUGGGUAAUUUCUGUAUUCCAAUGCGCCGAAUCUAACGCUCAAUCUGGCCCAGGGAACAGCAACUCAUCAAUAUCAAAGGGAGUCCAAGCAUCAACACAACUGCCAGGCCCAUCGCCGACCGUCACUACGCCACCGCCAUAUCAACAAACCCAGUCACUAUCCGCAGCGUUGAAAACAACUGCGGAUUCGCUGCCAUACGCAAACGAGAGCAAAAGCAAGCAAACACCAUCUUCGGCCCAGCCAGGCCCAGUCGCAAAACUAUUGGCAAACGCAAGACAUUCUAAGUAG